CCUGUCCUGGACUCAGCUAACUAAGGAGGCUGCCACAGAAUGAGAAGAUGGCAGCGCGGCUGCUCGCACCGCCAGGCCCCGACAGUUUCAAGCCUUUCACCCCUGAGUCGCUGGCAAACAUCGAGAGGCGCAUCGCCGAGAGCAAGCUCAAGAAACCCCCCAAGGCGGACGGCAGCCACCGGGAGGACGAUGAAGACAGCAAGCCCAAGCCAAACAGUGACCUGGAGGCCGGGAAGAGCUUGCCUUUCAUCUACGGGGACAUCCCGCAAGGCCUGGUCGCUGUGCCCCUGGAGGACUUUGACCCGUACUAUUUGACGCAGAAAACUUUUGUAGUAUUAAACAGAGGGAAAACUCUCUUCAGAUUUAGUGCCACUCCUGCCUUGUACAUUUUAAGUCCUUUUAACCUGAUAAGAAGAAUAGCUAUUAAAAUUUUGAUACAUUCAGUUUUCAGCAUGAUCAUCAUGUGCACCAUCCUGACCAACUGUGUAUUCAUGACUUUUAGUAACCCUCCCGAAUGGUCCAAGAAUGUGGAGUACACAUUCACAGGGAUUUACACAUUUGAAUCACUAGUGAAAAUCAUCGCAAGAGGUUUCUGCAUAGACGGCUUCACCUUCUUACGAGACCCGUGGAACUGGUUAGACUUCAGUGUCAUCAUGAUGGCGUAUAUAACAGAGUUUGUAAACCUAGGCAAUGUUUCAGCUCUACGCACUUUCAGGGUACUGAGGGCUUUGAAAACUAUUUCGGUAAUCCCAGGCCUGAAGACCAUUGUGGGCGCCCUCAUCCAGUCCGUGAAGAAGCUGUCAGACGUGAUGAUCCUGACAGUGUUCUGCCUGAGUGUUUUUGCCCUGAUUGGCCUGCAGCUCUUCAUGGGGAACCUUCGAAACAAGUGUGUCGUGUGGCCCAUAAACUUCAACGAGAGCUAUCUCGAGAACGGCACCAGAGGCUUUGACUGGGAAGAGUAUAUCAACAAUAAAACAAACUUUUACAUGGUCCCUGGAAUGCUAGAACCCUUGCUUUGCGGGAACAGUUCUGAUGCCGGGCAAUGCCCAGAGGGAUUCCAGUGCAUGAAAGCAGGAAGAAAUCCCAACUAUGGUUACACCAGCUUUGACACCUUCAGCUGGGCCUUCCUGGCAUUAUUUCGCCUUAUGACUCAGGACUAUUGGGAGAACCUCUACCAGCUGACCUUACGAGCAGCUGGGAAAACGUACAUGAUCUUCUUUGUCUUGGUCAUCUUUGUGGGCUCUUUCUAUUUGGUGAACUUGAUCUUGGCUGUGGUGGCCAUGGCUUACGAAGAACAGAACCAGGCAACCCUGGAGGAGGCAGAGCAAAAAGAGGCAGAGUUCAAGGCCAUGCUGGAGCAGCUCAAGAAGCAGCAGGAGGAGGCGCAGGCUGCUGCAAUGGCCACUUCAGCAGGCACUGUCUCAGAAGAUGCCAUUGAAGAAGAAGGGGAAGAUGGGGUAGGCUCUCCUCGGAGCUCAUCUGAACUGUCUAAACUCAGUUCCAAGAGCGCGAAGGAGCGGCGGAACCGACGGAAGAAGAGGAAGCAGAAGGAGCUCUCUGAAGGGGAGGAGAAGGGGGACCCCGAGAAGGUGUUUAAGUCAGAGUCGGAGGACGGCAUGAGGAGGAAGGCCUUCCGGCUGCCAGACAGCAGGAUAGGGAGGAAGUUUUCCAUCAUGAACCAGUCGCUGCUCAGCAUUCCUGGCUCGCCCUUCCUCUCCCGACACAACAGCAAAAGCAGCAUCUUCAGCUUCCGGGGCCCCGGGCGGUUCCGGGACCCCGGCUCGGAGAACGAGUUCGCAGACGACGAGCACAGCACAGUGGAGGAGAGCGAGGGCCGGCGCGACUCGCUCUUCAUCCCGAUCCGGGCCCGCGAGCGCCGCAGCAGCUACAGUGGCUACAGCGGCUACAGCCAGUGCAGCCGCUCGUCGCGUAUCUUCCCCAGCCUGCGGCGCAGCGUGAAGCGCAACAGCACCGUGGACUGCAAUGGCGUGGUGUCGCUCAUCGGGCCUGGCUCGCACAUCGGGCGGCUCCUGCCUGAGGGAACAACUGAGGUGGAGAUUAAGAAGAAAGGCCCUGGAUCUCUCUUAGUUUCCAUGGAACAACUCGCCUCCUACGGACGGAAGGACAGAAUCAACAGUAUAAUGAGCGUUGUCACAAACACACUAGUGGAAGAGCUGGAAGAGUCUCAGAGAAAGUGCCCACCGUGCUGGUAUAAGUUCGCUAACACUUUCCUCAUCUGGGAGUGUCAUCCCUACUGGAUAAAACUGAAGGAGAUCGUGAACUUGAUCGUCAUGGACCCUUUCGUAGACUUAGCCAUAACCAUCUGCAUUGUUCUGAAUACACUAUUUAUGGCAAUGGAGCACCACCCCAUGACGCCACAAUUCGAACAUGUCUUGGCCGUGGGAAACCUGGUGUUCACUGGGAUCUUCACGGCGGAAAUGUUCCUGAAGCUCAUAGCCAUGGAUCCCUACUAUUAUUUCCAAGAAGGCUGGAACAUUUUUGACGGAUUUAUUGUCUCCCUCAGUUUAAUGGAGCUGGGCCUCGCAGACGUGGAGGGGCUCUCAGUGCUGCGGUCUUUCCGACUGCUCCGAGUCUUCAAAUUGGCCAAGUCCUGGCCCACCCUGAACAUGCUGAUCAAGAUCAUUGGGAACUCUGUGGGUGCCCUGGGCAACCUGACCCUAGUACUGGCCAUCAUUGUUUUCAUCUUUGCUGUGGUGGGGAUGCAGCUCUUUGGGAAGAGCUACAAGGAGUGUGUCUGUAAGAUCAACCAGGAGUGCAAGCUGCCGCGCUGGCACAUGCACGACUUCUUCCACUCCUUCCUCAUCGUCUUCCGAGUGCUGUGUGGGGAGUGGAUCGAGACCAUGUGGGACUGCAUGGAGGUGGCCGGCCAGGCCAUGUGCCUCAUUGUCUUCAUGAUGGUCAUGGUCAUUGGCAACCUGGUGGUGCUGAACCUAUUUCUGGCCUUGCUUCUGAGCUCCUUCAGCGCAGACAAUCUGGCGGCCACAGACGACGACGGGGAAAUGAACAACCUGCAGAUCUCCGUGAUCCGGAUCAAGAAGGGUGUGGCCUGGACCAAAGUGAAGGUGCAUGCCUUCAUGCAGGCGCACUUUAAGCAACGAGAGGCGGAUGAAGUGAAACCCCUAGACGAGCUGUAUGAGAAGAAGGCCAACUGCAUCGCCAACCACACGGGUGUGGACAUUCACAGGAACGGUGACUUCCAGAAAAACGGGAACGGAACCACCAGCGGCAUCGGCAGCAGCGUGGAGAAGUACAUCAUCGAUGAGGACCACAUGUCCUUCAUUAAUAACCCAAACCUGACCGUCCGGGUGCCCAUCGCCGUGGGCGAGUCUGAUUUUGAGAACCUCAACACAGAGGAUGUUAGCAGCGAGUCGGACCCCGAAGGCAGCAAAGAUAAACUGGACGAUACCAGCUCCUCAGAAGGAAGUACCAUCGACAUCAAGCCCGAGGUGGAAGAAGUCCCAGUGGAACAGCCCGAGGAAUACUUGGAUCCAGACGCCUGCUUCACAGAGGGUUGUGUCCAGCGGUUCAAGUGCUGCCAGGUCAACAUCGAGGAAGGACUAGGCAAGUCGUGGUGGAUCCUGCGGAAAACCUGCUUCCUUAUUGUGGAGCACAAUUGGUUUGAGACCUUCAUCAUCUUCAUGAUUCUGCUCAGCAGUGGUGCCCUGGCCUUUGAGGACAUCUACAUUGAGCAGAGGAAGACCAUCCGUACCAUCCUGGAGUAUGCGGACAAGGUCUUCACCUACAUCUUCAUCCUGGAGAUGUUGCUCAAAUGGACAGCCUAUGGCUUCGUCAAGUUCUUCACCAAUGCCUGGUGCUGGUUGGACUUCCUCAUUGUGGCUGUCUCUUUAGUCAGCCUUAUAGCUAAUGCCCUGGGCUACUCGGAACUAGGUGCCAUAAAGUCCCUUAGGACCCUAAGAGCUUUGAGACCCUUAAGAGCCUUAUCACGAUUUGAAGGGAUGAGGGUGGUGGUGAACGCCUUGGUGGGCGCUAUCCCCUCCAUCAUGAACGUCCUGCUGGUGUGUCUCAUCUUCUGGCUGAUUUUCAGCAUCAUGGGAGUUAACCUGUUUGCGGGGAAGUACCACUACUGCUUUAAUGAGACCUCUGAAAUCCGGUUCGAAAUCGAAGAUGUCAACAAUAAAACCGACUGCGAGAAGCUUAUGGAGGGCAACAACACGGAGAUCCGAUGGAAGAACGUCAAGAUCAACUUCGACAACGUCGGAGCAGGGUACCUGGCCCUGCUUCAAGUGGCAACCUUCAAAGGCUGGAUGGACAUCAUGUAUGCAGCUGUAGAUUCCCGAAAGCCGGACGAGCAGCCCGACUAUGAGGGCAACAUCUACAUGUACAUCUACUUCGUCAUCUUCAUCAUCUUCGGCUCCUUCUUCACCCUCAACCUGUUCAUCGGCGUCAUCAUUGACAACUUCAACCAACAGAAGAAAAAGUUUGGAGGUCAGGACAUCUUCAUGACAGAGGAGCAGAAGAAGUACUACAAUGCCAUGAAGAAGCUGGGCUCCAAGAAGCCCCAGAAGCCUAUCCCCCGACCCUUGAACAAAAUCCAAGGCAUUGUCUUUGAUUUCGUCACGCAACAAGCCUUUGAUAUUGUGAUCAUGAUGCUCAUCUGCCUUAACAUGGUGACAAUGAUGGUGGAGACGGAUACUCAGAGCAAGCAGAUGGAGAACAUUCUUUACUGGAUUAAUCUGGUCUUCGUCAUCUUCUUCACCUGCGAGUGUGUGCUCAAAAUGUUUGCCUUGAGACACUACUAUUUCACCAUUGGCUGGAACAUCUUUGACUUUGUGGUGGUCAUCCUCUCCAUUGUGGGAAUGUUCCUGGCUGACAUCAUUGAAAAGUACUUCGUCUCCCCCACCCUAUUCCGCGUCAUCCGACUGGCCCGCAUUGGGCGCAUCUUGCGUCUGAUCAAGGGCGCCAAAGGGAUCCGCACCCUGCUCUUUGCCUUAAUGAUGUCUCUGCCCGCCCUGUUCAACAUUGGCCUCCUGCUCUUCCUCGUCAUGUUCAUCUUCUCCAUCUUUGGGAUGUCCAACUUCGCAUACGUGAAGCACGAGGCCGGCAUUGAUGACAUGUUCAACUUCGAGACAUUUGGCAACAGCAUGAUCUGCCUGUUCCAGAUCACCACCUCUGCUGGCUGGGACGGCCUCCUGCUGCCCAUCCUGAACCGGCCCCCUGACUGCAGCCUGGACAAGGAGCACCCAGGAAGCGGCUUCAAAGGGGACUGCGGGAACCCCUCAGUGGGCAUCUUCUUCUUCGUCAGCUACAUCAUCAUCUCCUUCCUCAUCGUGGUGAACAUGUACAUCGCCAUCAUCCUUGAGAACUUCAGUGUAGCCACAGAGGAGAGCGCCGAUCCUCUGAGUGAGGACGACUUCGAGACUUUCUAUGAGAUCUGGGAGAAGUUCGACCCCGACGCCACCCAGUUCAUCGAGUACUGUAAGCUGGCGGACUUUGCCGAUGCCCUGGAGCAUCCGCUCCGAGUACCCAAGCCCAACACCAUUGAGCUCAUUGCUAUGGACCUGCCCAUGGUGAGCGGGGAUCGCAUCCACUGUCUGGACAUCCUCUUCGCCUUCACCAAGCGAGUCCUGGGGGACAGUGGGGAGCUGGACAUCCUGCGGCAGCAGAUGGAGGAGCGGUUCGUGGCAUCCAAUCCUUCCAAAGUGUCUUAUGAGCCUAUCACGACCACGCUGCGGCGUAAGCAGGAGGAGGUGUCUGCAGUGGUCCUGCAGCGUGCCUACCGGGGACACUUGGCUCGGCGGGGCUUCAUCUGCAGAAAGAUCACGUCCAACAAGCUGGAGAACGGAGGCACACACCGGGAGAAGAAGGAGAGCACCCCGUCCACAGCCUCCCUCCCUUCUUAUGACAGCGUGACAAAGCCUGACAAGGAGAGGCAGCAGCGUGCGGAGGAAGGCAGAAGGGAAAGAGCCAAGAGGCCAAAAGAGGUCAGGGAGUCCAAGUGCUAGAGGAGGGGGAAGGGAAGCUAACGCUGACUGAACACAGGCAAGUGAAAGCUUGUUUACAAACUCCCGAAUCUCACGGACACAGAGCAGCUGCGGAGAUGCCGAGCUGGAAGACAUACACCAAACCGUCUGCUUACAUGGGACGUGGUUGCAUCCUGAGCGGUGACCUGCUGGGGACAAAGGACCCUGCUCCCUGGACUCACAGAUUUUUCUAUCGCUUGGGCAGACGUUACUGCAUGUUCCACACUCAGUCAAUGCAACUUAGGACUAAACUAACAGGAUACAAACAGAGGCGGCUGCCAGGACCAGCAGAUCGCCGCUGCGGCCAAAUGGAUUUUAUUUUUUCAUUUCAUUGAUUCUCUCAGAAGCAGGAAGCAUCACUUUAAAAGUCUGUUCAUGCAAACAAUAUUUGCAUUCUUACAUUAGUUAAGCUAAGCAGCAAAAAGAAACACACACACACAUACAGACACACAAAGACACACACACACACAUACACACAUUCAGCCUAUGUCACUAAUCAUCUGUUUCUUUAACAUAACAGCAUCUUCUCCACAUGGGUGGCACAUGGUUUGGAGAUGGUGGGGGAAACAGUCAGGGUUUCAGGCUGAGGAGGACUUGCUCAGGCCAAUUCCAAAUACUGUGCUCGUUCAAUGCAUAGACUUGACUUGCAUGAUGGCAUGCUGUGUCCGGAGGUCAUGCAUGAGAUCCACACCCCACAGACACUAGUAAGCCUGUCCCCCGCCCUGGCUCAGCUUCGGACAGGACCCAGCCCUGCACCAUUCACCGUAUUUGGAGAAAUGGUAAGAGUUCUAUACCGGCUGCAAUCCUCUCAAGAGUAGAAGUCUUUCUUACACCUCUGGGUAGGGAGACAUAAUUAACCAAUUGACCACUACCAACAAAAACAACCCAACCAAACAAGCAGACGGAUCCGCUGCGUGUACAUGUUUGACAGACAUCUCUAACAUACAGCCAUUGUUGCACAUUUUGCUGCUCUGUCCAAUACAUGGGGAGACUCUGGCCCCCGAAUGGCUUGUACUAUUAAUGUCACUGUAAAACCAAAUCCUAGGGCUAAAAAAAAAAUAAUAAUAAUAGAAAAAGAGUUCAUUUGUAUCUUGCAAUAUCCUGAUGAUUGUUUAGCCUUCACACUGGAGAACUGACACUUGGGGUAGAGAUAAAAGUGCUAUUUAUCGUAGCAUGUUACCUCUAGGGGGCCUUUCUGGGACUUACAGAAACCUUGUUGGGGGUUUGGGGUGCUUACUGCAUUCAGUGUUGUGCCUGUCUGCUUUUCUCCAGGCUCAGGUAGAUCUGGAAAGGGGUUCAGAUAUUCUGAACAGCCCUAUUCCACAGAGGGGUUGUCACAGCUCCUGGCUGCGUGGUUCUUCCUGCUUCCGCCAUAUCCCUCCAGCCAGCAGGGCUCCCCUUCCCAGCUGCUCAGGGCUGGUGAGGACAGCAGUGUUGGCUGGGAUGUGGCUGUGGGCUCUUCCACUGAGAUUAGAACAACAGUCUCUAACAGGGCCCGAGGGAGAGAUGGAGCUGCCUCCGGACGGGGCCCACUUGGUCUUGUUUCUAUGAUGGUUCUUGUGAGAAAGGGACUCGGUAGUAAUUCUUUAGGGUGUCGCAGCUUCCCCCCUCCCCAGCUUUUCCUUUCAGCCAUCUUGCUUUCUGCUUAGUGGCCUGCCCACUGUUGUUGGGGGAUGGCUUCCAGAAGGGCGACAUACCUUCCCUUCCGUCCCCUGCUUUUCAAAAGACAGUUCUUAGUGCAGGGUGCCUCACCUGACCUCGAGGUCUCAAAGCCAAGAUGCUGCACUUGAGUGUCAGAAAGUCUCUCUGAACCAAACCAACAAACCCUUCCUGAGUACAGUACAGAGGGCAGCUGGCAGCCCAUCAGUAGACACAGCAGAUGCACCAGUCCGCCUUGCAGUAGACACAGCAGAUGCACCAGUCCGCCUUGCAGUAGAAGCACUUUGGAUGCAAUCUCGCAGUCCACCUGACUAGUUUUGCAUAGAACAAACCACAGCCAGUCAGUGAGCAGAGCUUUCUAUCUUCUUGGACCGGAGACACUGUCCAACUCCCCCAACUCGGGAGUGUCUGUGUCACUGAGUCACUGCAGCUAGGACAAGUCUACAGCACCACCUGCAGGCAACAUUGCGAACAGCACAAAACAGGAGCUGACCUGUGGUUAUUCUUUUUAAGAGAAUUAUAAAUACUGUAAUAUAUGAUUUUAUUUUAUUGGCAUGCCUUUUGUAAAUACAAAUUACUAACUUAUUAGAUAGGAAAUGGCUUCUGGCUUACGCCAUUGUCACGGUUAUUUUUAUUUUUAUACUUUCCUUUCUUCUUAGAAUUUAGAAGCUGUCAGCCAAUGUAUACCCCUAACCAGACAGACAGACAAAAAAAUUUUUUAUUGCUAAUGGUCUUUUCCAAAACAACAAAAAAUAUAUAUAUUUUUGUUCCAAUGUGCAAUAAAUUCUAACCACUUCUAUGCAAGAUUUGGCUAAACUUAAUCAUUGUUCUUAGAUCUCGAGAUGGGCAACAGCUAUUUGAUCCUGCUAGGAACACCAAGCACCAUGCUAGUGAUGUUAAGCUGUUAGAUCUGAUCCUCCUCCCCCAGCUCCUGACCCAGCCCAGCAGGCUGUGCCUCGGUUUCUCACAGCCUCCCACAGCCUCGCAGGGAAGAAGCCACCUCCAACUCCAAUCGCUCUAACUUUCACUAGCCCUCUCCCAGCAACGUCCCUCCCCUCCAUCCCUCCACCCAGCUACUCCCUGCCCUCCUUGCGCUCUCUCUCCAUCCUGCUCCUGCUCCACACUCCUUUCUUGUGAACCACACCAUCACCAGCAGUUCACACCCAUAGUUAACAAGCAUCGAACCUUAAAGAAUCAGCUCUGGCAGGUUUUUUUGUUUUUUUUUUUUUUUUGGUUGGUUUGUUU
Molecule: messenger RNA, 8906 nt
Organism: Apodemus sylvaticus (European woodmouse)
Lineage: Eukaryota; Metazoa; Chordata; Mammalia; Rodentia; Muridae
Gene: Scn8a
Product: sodium voltage-gated channel alpha subunit 8
Exons: 26
Coding region: 48-5984 (1978 amino acids)
Biological process (GO): sodium ion transmembrane transport; neuronal action potential; membrane depolarization during action potential
Cellular component (GO): voltage-gated sodium channel complex; plasma membrane; axon
Molecular function (GO): protein binding; voltage-gated sodium channel activity
Source: RefSeq, a predicted model, not a curated record